GUCUCAAACGAAGCAGCUCCACUCUGACUACUUCCUUGUACCCUACGCUGCAGAUUAAAAGUUUGAGGGUGGGAGUGACCAAAAUGUGAUGAACUGCGAGAGCUGAGAGGCAUCACACACUGCAGAAUCACCAACUGUUUGCAUCGGAGCUCAAACUAGUUUCCGUUAUCAGGAAGUGAAACCCAGACAGUCGUUGACACGAAGGAGGGAAAUGGCAGAGAAAGGAGCUCAGCCGGACCGAGAGACUUACUCUUGUUCGAUCUGUUUGGGUCCACUGAGGGAGCCGGUGACUAUUCCCUGUGGACACAACUUCUGCAUGAACUGUAUUAAAAUCCGCUGGGAUAUAGAGGGAAAGAAGAAAACCUACAGCUGCCCUCAGUGCAGGCAGAGCUUCACACCGAAGCCUGUCUUGGUGAAAAACACCAUGUUAGCAGUUUUACUGGAAGAGCUGAAGAAGACUGGACUCCAAGAUGCUCCUGCUGAUCUCUGCUAUGCUGGACCUGAAGAUGUGGCCAGUGGUGUCUUCACUGGCAGAAAACUGAAAGCACUAAAGUUCUGUCAGGUCUGUUUGGUCUUUAACUGUGAGCAACACCUCCAGCCUCACUUAAAUUCUCCUACCUUUGUAAAGAAAAAAAACAAACAGAAGAAGCCGCCCAAGAAGCUCCAGGAGAACAUCUGCUCUCGUCACGAUGAGGUGAUGAAGAAGUUCUGCCGUACUGAUCAGCAGUGUAUCUCUGAUCUCUGCUCUGUGGACGAACAUAAAGGCCACGACACAGUGUCAGCUGCAGCAGAGAGGACUGAGAGGCAGAGAGAGCUGGAGGGGAGUCGACACAACAUCCAGCAGAGAAUCCAGGACAGAGAGGAAGAUGUGAAGCUGCUUCAACAGGAGGUGGAGGCCAUCAAUGGCUCUGCUGAUAAAGCAGUGGAGCACAGUGAGAAGAUUGUCAAUGAGAUGAUCCGUCUCAUGCAGAAAAAAUGUGCUGAUGUGAAGAAACGGAUUAAAUCCAAGCAGCAAGCUGAAGUGAGUCGAGUCAAAGAGCUUCAGGAGAAGCUGGAGCAGGAGAUCACUGAGCUGAAGAGGAAAGACGCUGAGCUGAAGAAGCUCUCACACACAGAGGAUCACAACCAGUUUCUACACAACUACCCCUCACUGUCAGCACUCAGUGAGUCUACACACUCAUCCAGCAUCAACAUCCGUCCUCUCAAGUACUUUGAGGAUGUGACAGCAGCUGUGUCAGAGCUCAGAGACAAACUAUGGAAGCUUCUGAAUAAGAAAUGGACAAAUGUCUCAUUGUCGGUGUCUGAAGUGGAUGUUUUACUGUUACAACCAGAGCCCAAGACCAGAGCUGGAUUCAAAAGAUAUUCACAGGAAAUGACACUGGAUCCAAACACAGCACACACACAGCUGUUAUUAUCAGGGGGGAACAGAAUAGCAACAGUAACAAGUAAACCACAGUCUUAUUCUGAUCACCCAGACAGAUUCACUGAAUGCUAUCAGGUCCUGAGUACAGAGACUCUGACUGGACGUUGUUACUGGGAGGUGAAGUGGAGAGGAGGAGGAGGUUAUGCAGCAGUCGCAUACAAGAAUAUCAGCAGAGCAGAAAGCUGGAAUGAAUGUGCAUUUGGAUGCAACGCUAAAUCUUGGGCACUUUUUUGGGACAAUACAGGCUACACAUUUUUGCACAACAAUGUCCACACUCCCGUCUCAGGUCCUCUGUCCUGCAGAGUUGGAGUGUACCUGGAUCACAGUGCAGGUAUUCUGUCCUUCUACAGCGUCUCUGAAACCAUGACUCUCCUCCACAGAGUCCAGACCACAUUCACUCAGCCGCUCUAUGCUGGAGUUCGCUUUUAUUAUUCCUCCGGGAACAAAGUUGCAAAAGUUGAGUUCUGUACAGUCAAAUAGACAGAAAUUAUUUAAGGGUCAGUGAGUUAAAUUCAGAGUUUUAACUCUUAAACAUAUUCUGUCUUCAUGUUUGUGGCUGAUUGUUGUGUGGUGUCUUCACCUGUCAAUCAAACAUUGUGGGUGGUACUUUGAGAUCUUGUCAUCUGUUGUUGUGUAAAUGUCUGAGUGUCUUUAGGUGGCGCUCCUUCCUGUGUCUGUUUAACCAUGGAGGCUCUCACUGCUCAUGAUGACUUUUGUUCAGCUGAACUGACAUUUGUCUGCAUGAAGAUAUAAACUUCUCUGAGCUCUAAAUGUGUGUUGAAUAUUUGUACUGAUGUGUUUGCAUGUUGUUGUUUCUCUUCCACUGCAUGAGUCUAAAGAGAGAAAGCAGCAGAGCUUCAUUCAUCCAACAUAUUCAGUUCUCAUCACUCUGUACAGUUUUAAAUUCACCUAGAAUCACAUUUACAUUUAUUUGCUUGUCAGAACAAAAGCUGUUGUUGUUCCGAUCGUCACACAAAUUCAAUAAUAUGUGACGAAGAUCAUUUAUUGUGUUCUUGUACGUAGCUGAGAUUCAAACAAAGUGAUUGUGUGGAUGAAGUGAAAUCAUUGAACAGACUUUACUGAUGGGACGUGUGAACAAACUGAAGCUUUACAUCAUGAAUAAACCAACAUGAACAAAGUC
Molecule: messenger RNA, 2564 nt
Organism: Acanthopagrus latus (yellowfin seabream)
Lineage: Eukaryota; Metazoa; Chordata; Actinopteri; Spariformes; Sparidae
Product: tripartite motif-containing protein 16-like
Exons: 1
Coding region: 212-1903 (563 amino acids)
Molecular function (GO): zinc ion binding; protein binding
Source: RefSeq, a predicted model, not a curated record